Molecule: messenger RNA, 612 nt
Organism: Eremothecium cymbalariae DBVPG#7215
Lineage: Eukaryota; Fungi; Ascomycota; Saccharomycetes; Saccharomycetales; Saccharomycetaceae
Gene: CSE4
Product: centromeric DNA-binding histone H3-like protein CSE4
Exons: 1
Coding region: 1-612 (203 amino acids)
Biological process (GO): rRNA transcription
Cellular component (GO): nucleosome
Molecular function (GO): DNA binding; protein heterodimerization activity; structural constituent of chromatin
Source: RefSeq, a predicted model, not a curated record
AUGGAACAAAGUAUACGUAACGAGCUGCCUAGCAGGAAUUUAGUUAGGCUUAGUCCUGCCGAUAAUGAUUCGAUAAACCAAAGGGCACUACAACUAUUACAGAGAAAUCGACAGAGAAGACAGUUACUUCAAAGGCAGGAGGACAGGCUACGUUAUGUUUCCACCAAGAGUGAGCAUAAAGAGAAUUAUGAAAGGCAUAAGGCGAAUGAUGAUGCUAGAGCUAGUGAGCAAAGACAUUCAGAAGUUGAUGGUAAGGGCAUUUUAAAAGCUAAGGCAAAAAGACAUAAAUCUGCAAUGACUGUGAAGAGGAUGAGGUACAGACCUAGUGAUGUAGCUUUACAAGAGAUCAGGAAGUAUCAACGAUCGACGGAGCUUCUAAUUUCUCGAAUGCCGUUUGCCAGAUUGGUGAAGGAAGUUACGGAUCAAUUUACCACAGAAGAGCAACAGUUACGGUGGCAGUCGAUGGCUAUACUUGCGCUUCAAGAAGCAAGUGAAGCAUAUCUAGUUGGUCUUUUAGAGCACACAAAUCUGCUUGCGUUACAUGCAAAAAGGAUCACGAUCAUGCGCAAGGACAUGCAAUUGGCAAGGAGGAUACGGGGUCAGUUUAUUUAA